AUUACUUCGUUUGUAGUCAUGAUCUCCGAGUCCGAGAAGCACGACAGUAGUCCUGGGGCACAGCACCAUGAAGAGUCUAACCUAGAUCACAAGGAUGCUAAGAUUCUGCCUAUUGAGCAGGAGGCACAUCACGAUGCGUACCACGUCAACUUGAGUUGGCGGUCUUGGCUUGUCGUGUUCAUUACCUGUUUUGCGAUAUUCGCACAAAUCUUCGUCGUCGUGGCCGCUGGGUCUGUCAUCACCUUCAUUAUUCGAGACCUAGGAGAUGCCUCGAUUGCCGGCUGGGUCAUCCAAGGUCCUCUUCUCAUGCAAAGUGUCCUCUCACCCAUCGUUGGUCGGCUAUCAGAUGUCCUGGACCGCAAAUAUCUCGCUACGGUACCACCCAUAAUCGCAUUCAUUGGCGCAGUCAUCUCAGCUAAGGCUACCUCUAUGAGCAUGCUAAUCGGGGGAGGCAUACUCAUCGGCACGACCCUGUCGACUAUCUCGAUCGUUCAGGCAAUACCCUCGGAGAUUCUACCCCUGAAGUACCGAGCACUUGCUAAUGGAUUUGCAUUUAUGGGGGGUGCUCUUGGCGGAUUGAUCGGGUCACUCGGUGCUGGGGCUGUUACAAACGUCAAUACAGGUGGAUGGCGCUAUAUCUUCUGGAUGCAGGCUGCGUUCCACGGAAUUACUGCACUGGGGCUGUUGGGUCUUUACUGGCCUCCAAAGAACAUCGAGUACCCCAAGAUGUCCCUGCAAGAGUACAUUUGGGCUUGCGACCCGAUUGGAUCACUUUUGUUCGUCGCCAGUGCUACAUUGAUGCUUCUAGCGCUCGACUGGGCCGGUGGCGCGUACACGUGGUCUGACCGGCACGUGGCUGUGCCCCUGAGUUUGGGCCUGGCACUACUCGUCUUGUUCACAAUUUACGAGUGGAAAGGAAGACCAGACGGGCUAGUCGCUCACAUAUUUUUCAGAAAAAACCUCAACUUCGUUUUGUCUGUCUUCGCCUUUGCCGUGGAAGGCUGGAUCUUCUAUAGUGCCGUUAAUUCAGUCGUUCCCCAGAUCGUGCUCAACCUGGGUUUCGAGACCAAUGCCUGGCGUAUCUCCGUUCGCCAGCUGAGCUACCAGGUGGUGACUUUAAUCGUGAGUAUCCCCAUUGUUUGGUAUUCCACCCGGUACAAGGACCUGCAGUCUCCCCUUCUGCUUACUUUCACCCUCUUUCUCGUUGUAGCAAUCUGCUACGCCACGAUUCAACCGUCUUGGGAUAAAGCCCAAAUCGGCUUAAAUGUCAUUGCAGCAGUGGGGCAGUCGGGCCCCCUGGCUCUGCUGGUAGCCUGCGUCCAGUUCACCGCACCGCACGCAUACCUCUCCACCGCAACAGGCCUUGCCUUCUCUGCGCGUGCCAUUGGAGGUGCAUUUGGUUCCGGGGUGCUGAAUGCCAUCAUCAACGGCCGUCUCAGUACCCAUUACGCCGCGGCUAUCUCCAAAGCAGCCACAACCGCAGGGCUUUCCAGUGAAAAUGUGCCAGCACUGUUGGAAGCACUGGAUGCGGGCGAGAUAGGCACCGCUGAUGUGCCGGGUGCGACUACAAGUGUCUGGGCAGCCGUGAUGUAUGCGAGCCAAUGGGAAUAUGCGCACGCUUAUCGUUUGGCGUGGGCGAGUAUCAUCCCCUUUGUUGUCUUCGCUAUUGUUUCUGUGGCCUGUCUGAAGGGGGUUCAGGAUUUGAUGACGGAGAAGGUGGAGGCGACGGUCGAACAUGCCGAAAGGAUGGAGGAGAAAGGAGUAUCCGCGUAACUAGGGCAGCUUUGGGAACAUUAAUGUUCCUUGGACUUAUACAAGAUGUGGUCAAAGUCCAAAGUAAGUAUUUAAGGUGUGAAAUAAUUAGAUUUUGUAUAUUGAAUACCUAUUAGGCCACUCUCUUCAUGAACCGUAGGUUUACAUAGGACAGUAUAGCAACCGAG
Pseudomassariella vexata is the source of this 1940-nucleotide messenger RNA. RefSeq names its product major facilitator superfamily domain-containing protein. The coding region runs from base 19 to 1773 and encodes 584 amino acids. The transcript has 8 exons. NCBI's taxonomy places the organism in Eukaryota, Fungi, Ascomycota, Sordariomycetes, Amphisphaeriales, Pseudomassariaceae. Gene Ontology annotation, molecular function: transmembrane transporter activity. Gene Ontology annotation, biological process: transmembrane transport. The record is from RefSeq and is a predicted model, not a curated record.